Molecule: messenger RNA, 1449 nt
Organism: Geodia barretti
Lineage: Eukaryota; Metazoa; Porifera; Demospongiae; Tetractinellida; Geodiidae
Source: the annotation of a GenBank genome assembly
AUGACCCUGCCAAGCGGUAGACAUGACCAAGGACAUCAUCGUCAUCGGCGGGGGCAUAUCCGGCUUGGCCGCGGCACACCGGCUGACAGAGCUGAGCCGCACCGGGUCCACGGCAUACCGGGUGACACUGCUGGAGCCUCCGACCGCCUCGGAGGCGUCAUCGCCACCGAGCAUGCCGACAAUCUCCUGCUGGAGCUCGGUCCGGAUUCCUACAUCACGGACAAGCCCGCCGCGCUACGCCUUUGUGAGCGCCUGGGCCUCGCUGAUCGCCUCAUUGCGCCGCAACAAGGCGGGUUUGAAACUCUACUAACCGUUCACCGGGGCGCGCUGAGCCGCUCCCCGAGGGGCUUCCUGUUGAUGGCCCCCACGCGGGUGGGAUCGGUGCUGCAAAGUCCCGUGUUCUCCUGGAGCGGCAAGCUGCGCAUGGCGCUGGAACCGCUGAUACCCCGGCGCUCCCAUGACGGCGACGAGAGCCUUGCAUCGUUCGUGCGACGACGGCUGGGCCGGGAAGUCCUGGAACGUGUCGCGCAACCGCUCAUCGGCGGCAUCUACGCCUCGGACCCGGAAGCCCUCAGCCUGGCUGCCACCAUGCCCCGGUUCCCCGAUAUGGAGCGCAACCACGGCAGCGUCAUCCUCGGGAGCCGGCAGGCGCAGAAACGCCGGGCACAGGCCGCGGGCGAGACCGGCGCGCGCUGGAGCCUGUUCGUCAGCAUCGACGGCGGCAUGGAAGUGCUCGUGCGCCGCAUCGAGGAGACGCUUGGGCCGGGCGUGGUGCGCCUUGGCGAGACGGUCCGGGAGCUCUCCUGGAACGCCGAGGCCCGCCGCUGGCGAGUGGACACCGGCCACGGCUCGGUUGAGGGAGACGCCGUCAUCUGCACGCUACCCGCGUUCGCAGCGGCGCAGGCUCUGGCGCCACUGGACUCCGAUUUGGCUGGGGAGUUGGGGGCAAUCCCCUUCUCGUCCACCGCCACAAUCAACUUGGCGUACCGGCGAAGCGACAUCCCUCAUCCCCUCGACGGCUACGGCUUCGUGGUCCCGCACGUGGAACGCCGGAAGAUCAUGGCCUGCACCUUCAGCAGCGUCAAAUACGCCGGAAGGGCUCCCGAAGACACCGCCCUGCUGCGCUGCUUCGCCGGCGGCGCCCUGCAACCGGAUCUGCUCGACCAACCGGACUCGCUCCUGGAAGCCCAGGUCCGGGAGGAUCUGGAGGCGCUCCUCGGCAUAUCCGGCACGCCGAUCCUCUGCCGCACCACCCGCUACCCCGACUGCAUGCCCCAGUACAACGUUGGCCACCUGGACCGGGUGGAGAGAAUCGAGACCCGGUUACAGCAGUUCCCCACCCUCGCCCUGGCCGGCAAAAGCUACCGCGGCGUGGGCAUCGCCGACUGCAUCCACGGCGGCGAAACAGCGGCGGAGGGGAUUGUGGAGGGACUUGCGCAGGGGGAGUGA